UUGGAGCGUCGAGGCCGCCUGAGGAGGGCGUGGCCAUAACGUAGCGCGGCCGUUGGACGGAAGUGAGGAAGUCGGAGGAGCGCUGGGUCACGGCGCAUGUGUCUUCCUGCCGCCGGUAAGCCAUGGAGAGGAAAGUGCUGGCACUCCAGGCUCGCAAGAAGCGGGUGAAGGGAAAGAAAGGCGUGAAGAAACCGGAGCCGCCAUCGCGCAGCUCUGCCCCCGAUCCUCAGUCAGAUGAGCCUCAGGAAGAGGAGGAGGAGAUGCUGGGCUCUGAUGACGAGGAGCAGGAGGACCCCAAUGACUACUGUAAGGGGGGGUACCACCAUGUGAAGAUCGGGGACCUCUUCCAUGACCGAUACCACGUCAUCCGGAAGCUGGGCUGGGGCCACUUCUCCACCGUGUGGCUGUGCUGGGAUCUCCAGGCCAAACACUUUGUGGCCCUUAAAGUGGUGAAAAGCGCAGAGCAUUACACAGAGACCGCCCUGGAUGAGAUCAAACUACUCCGCGCCGUCAGGGACACCGACCCCGAUGACCCCGGGAACCAGCGGGUGGUGCAGCUCCUAGACGACUUCAAAAUCUCUGGCACCAACGGCACGCACAUCUGCAUGGUCUUCGAGGUGCUGGGACACCACCUGCUAAAAUGGAUCAUCAAGUCCAAUUAUCAAGGAGUGCCGCUGCCCUGUGUGAAAAGCAUCAUCCGGCAGGUCCUUCUGGGCCUGGACUACCUGCACUCCAAAUGUAAGAUCAUCCACACCGAUCUCAAGCCGGAGAAUAUCCUGCUGUGUGUCAACGAUGCCUACAUCCGACGUCUGGCCUCCGACGCCACUCAGUGGCUCCGUUCCGGUGGUCCUCCUCCCUCGGGAUCGGUGGUGAGUACAGCGCCCCAGCCCAAACCCUCCGUGAAGCUGUCCAAAAACAAAAAAAAGAAGCUGAAGAAAAAGCAGAAACGUCAGGCUGAGCUCUUGGAGAAGCGAGUACAAGAGAUCGUAGGAAUGGACGUGGAAGAAGAAGAGGAGGAAGAAAGUCUUCCCCAGUUCCAGGAGAAUGAGGUCAAGUUAGAACCUUAUGAGGGACCAGAAAUCAAUGCUAAUGGGUUGGUGUCUACAGCCUCCCCAGAUGAAAGUGACUCCCAUACAAAUUGUAACACAUUGUCCACAAGUUUGAGCCUUCCCACUGGAGACCUUUCUGCGGUGUCGGAUUCUGCGGUUUCCUCAUUAAAGUGUAGCCCUGAUGAAGGCCCAAAUCUCAUUCUGGAUGAUGGCAUGCUACCUCAGCCGUCUGAUGACCAGCAGCUCCGUCAAAGCGAAGUGGAGGAGGCAAGCCAACAGCAGAGGAGCGAGGUACCUGAAGAAGAGAAGACCUCUGCCAAAACGGAGGACAGCGAUGAGAAAACCGUAUCUGACUUCCUCCUAAAUCCUCUUGAGCCUCAGAAUGCAGAUAAAAUAAAGGUGAAAAUUGCCGACCUAGGAAAUGCUUGUUGGGUACAGAAGCAUUUUACAGAUGACAUUCAGACCAGACAGUAUCGAUCUCUUGAAGUUCUCAUUGGAUUUGGAUACAGUACACCAGCAGAUAUCUGGAGUACGGCAUGCAUGGCAUUUGAGUUGGCGACCGGAGAUUACCUGUUUGAACCUCACUCUGGUGAGGAUUAUUCCCGUGAUGAAGACCACAUCGCUCUGAUCAUUGAACUGUUGGGACAGGUCCCACGCAAGCUUAUUGCAGCUGGAAAAUAUUCAAAGGAUUUCUUCACAAAAAAGGGGGACCUCAAACACAUCUCAAAGCUAAAGCCUUGGGGUCUUGCUGAUGUCCUCAGAGAAAAGUACGAGUGGUCUGAAGAGGAUGGCGCCCUAUUUGCAGACUUCUUGCUGCCCAUGUUGGAACUAGUCCCUGAGAAGCGGGCCACCGCUGCCCAGUGCCUCCGUCACCCUUUUCUAGAAACCUAAGAGAAGACGUGAAAUGUGUCCAAGCCAUUCUGAAUGUUUCACGUUCAAUUAUAAGGGCUUUGAGUUGACCAAGAGUCCGAAUGGGCAUGCUUCCUCACAGUGAUGGGCAGAAGCCUAUUUUUCUGCCCUGAUUUCCUGUGACAUUGACUAAUCUGUUAUAAAUAUUAAUCAACUUGGUAAAAGGGGACGGUAAAGUGUUAGGCUAAAUUUUUCUCUUUAUUAGUUGAGAGCUCAUUAUUUUCUCAUAUGUAUGAUACAGAGCCUGGGCUUUAUUUAUCAAAGUGUAUGAAGGAGGAUCUGCUCAUUUUGGUAAACCCGAUAAACCUCUUUAUUUUGUUGUCCCAGUGAUGAAUGGAAGAUUAAGAUAUUGCUAUUGGUAGGACUCCUUAACAUUCUGCUAAAUAAGCCCAGCUGUUGCAGACUUGGCUUUUAUGAGUUCUUCCCAUUUUUAUACUAUUCCAUGUAAUUAUCCGUAUAUACACAUUUCCAACAGAAGAAAAUGUAAAUCUAUGUGAUGCAUUAUGUUUUCCAUUAGAAUUGCAAGUUUUAGAGCAAUAUUUGUAAAAUGUAUGAUCCUACCACUGGGGACUAAAAUCGGCAGAUCAAAAUAAAAAGACCGUUAAUGUAUUCAGCUUUCAA
Rana temporaria (common frog) is the source of this 2579-nucleotide messenger RNA. RefSeq names its product SRSF protein kinase 1-like. NCBI's taxonomy places the organism in Eukaryota, Metazoa, Chordata, Amphibia, Anura, Ranidae. The transcript has a single exon. The record is from RefSeq and is a predicted model, not a curated record. Gene Ontology annotation, biological process: protein phosphorylation; spliceosomal complex assembly; regulation of mRNA processing. Gene Ontology annotation, molecular function: protein kinase activity; ATP binding. Bases 123 to 1940 code for a protein of 605 amino acids.